Molecule: messenger RNA, 8348 nt
Organism: Coregonus sp. 'balchen'
Lineage: Eukaryota; Metazoa; Chordata; Actinopteri; Salmoniformes; Salmonidae
Source: the annotation of a GenBank genome assembly
AUGAAUCUGAACUCCGUAGGGGCCUGUUGCCUCAGCGAAGAGGGAAAGGAGGCUCGGCGGAUCAACGACGAGAUCGAAAGGCAGCUUCGCCGGGACAAGAAAGACUCGCACAGCGAGUUCAAGCUGUUGCUUCUCGGUAAACGAAGUUCUGAAUCGCACUCAAAGCACUGAUAUGACAUUGUGUCAUUAGUAUAAACAUUGUUUCAUUGUAUGACUGUAUUAUUGUUGGCUAUCUGUUAUUUCAAUGUACAUGCCUAUAAUAAACAUGGCAAUUUAUAUUCAAAUUAGAUAUUGCCAAGAGAAUAAUGUUUAUUGUUGUGCAUUGUCUUUAGUACUCUUUGAUGUUUAUAUAACUUAAGUUCACACAUCUAGCUCACAACUGUCCCCUUGCUGGGAGUAAAAUAAAUUAUAACUCAAUGAAAUAAUGUUGACAGCAAACAGGCCCACGUAGUUUGUUAGGCGACUAAGGAAGUAGUUAUUGCUACAAUAAACAUUAGGUUGUUUAAUUGCAGAGGGGGACACAUUUUUUAGAAAUCAUUCAAUCUUGCCAUGGAUCUCCACCCAUUUAGAUUCGUAGAUCAGAAAUCUAUUCCAGUGACCUACUGUAUAUACAAUGCACACACAGUAAGUAGCCAACCUCCUGACACUAUUGUAUACACAUUCCAUGGCCAACACAGUCCUUCUCUUCAGUAGCAGGUGACAAAUUGUAUUUCAAUCAAAAUGUUUGGGUUACUCAGCAAUAGUUAAAUCUAAAUUUCACUUGUUCAUGAAAUUGACAAUAUAAAGAUGACACUGUAUAAGCUUAAAAUGUGCCUUACCUCAGGCUACUGUGUGGGUUAGUGAGAAGAGAGCCACUGUACACAUUAAUGGUGUUUAAAAGUAGGGAUUUAAAAGUGAAACUGAGUUAAUCGCUGAGCUUUUUUCUCCCCAGGGACUGGUGAGAGUGGGAAGAGCACCUUCAUAAAGCAGAUGAGGAUCAUCCAUGGGACGGGAUACUCAGAGGAUGACAAGCGAGGCUUCACCAAGCUGGUGUACCAGAACAUCUUCACUGCCCUGCAGACCAUGAUCCAUGCUAUGGAGACCCUACAGAUCCCCUACAAGUGUGAAGGCAACCAGGUAACCCUUUUGUUGUUUAAUCUAUACCGACUUUUCCCGUUUAUUGCCAACAUUUGGUGUUGGCGCACACAAAUCUGUUGGUGAGGAGUUUUUGCACCAUAAUCCAUUUUAUGGACCUGUGUUUUUUCAGACCUUGACACCAUGUAACCUCACCUGGAAAAACUAUGGGCAUUAGUCAUAGCCUUUAGUCUAGAGCAGGGAUAUUCAUCCUCGGGUCCGCAGACCACUAGGUGUCCGCGGAGGUACUGCAUGAGGUCCCAAAAAUAAAAACAUAAAAAAGUGGAUUCCCCCCAAUGUUUUUAUGAAUAUCGCUAGCAAUCACAUAAUAAACACAUUUUGAAUUACAUACCUACAGUAUAAAAUAGGAGACUAUCUUAUUUCUAAUGAUGUCAACUUUAUUUCUCAACUCCUAAUAUUGAGCAAAUUACACUCAUUGGAGCUAAUUACACUCACUAGAGUACCUGACAUAGGCUUUGAAAAAGCACCCGUGAGUACCAAUCGCUGCAAGUGCCGCUGGUUGCUGGUAAGCUUUCUUGACUUGGACAUACAUUUUUGUCAACACAUGGCUUAACUUUGUUUAACCAGCUUAACAGCUGCUAUUAGUGAAAAUAUGUUUGGAGUUACCUUUCUAGCUAAUAGGCUAGGGUUUCCCAACUGGCGGCCCGCAGGAGGUUUUAUUUGCACCUGCAAGUUUUCUGAGCAAAUAAAAAAUUUAUUUUAUUUUAUUUUGUAUUGUCUUUGUUGAAAUUAAACCACUAUAAAAACACCAGGAAAUCUGCUUUAAGUUAUUUUAAUUUUGGAAAUCUGUUCCCAAGUAUUCCCAUGCAUAAUAGAGAUGUGAUCAAAUACAAAUGUAAGCAAGGUUUGAAAUGAUUAUGUUUUAGUCAAAUAUGAUCUGUUUGGGCUUCUUGCGGUCAAUUUGCAGUCUACAAAUUAUUUGUAAUUAUGUUCCGGACCCCCGACCAUCCACAAAAAAAACAAUCGGUCCGCGGCUGAAUCUUGUUGAUGAGCGCUGUAAUAGGCUAUGUUAGAGUUUACACUUCCUCUUCCAAUUAUAAUGUGGGGAGGUCAAAAUAAGGAAAACUAUCUACCAAGUCUAUUAAUUAAAAAAUGUUGAUUACUUCUCCUUGCCAUUAUCAUUCACCUUAUGAUAAGAAAAUACAUUAAACAUAUUUCUAGCGUAUGAUGGAGGUCCCUGGGCCGCCAGUUUGGCUGGGUGGGGGUGCCUGGGCAAGAAAAGGUUGAAGACUCCUCUAGAGGCUUUCCUGGCAGGUCACAUUGUCAGAAAAAAAUCCUGACCCUAGCUGUAAUGGCUAGGCCCAUGUUUGUACAGACCUUUUAUUUGUUUCUAAAGUCUCUGAGGCUCAGUGAGGCUUGUAGUAAGGGGUUAGGUGAUGCCAUUAUGAUAUCUGUAACUUUGUUUACUUCCUGCCUAGCUGAUGAUGUCAUUAGUUACUGAGCAGGAUGACAGACAAGGUCUUGUAAAAGGUACAUGUGGUUGACUGUUGGCACACACAUAAAGUAGGGGAACUCCUGGAACAAAUAUGCCACGAGAGAGACAAAUAUUCUUUGCUGACCUUUCUAUCCCGCAAAACCUCCAUAUAAUAAUCAUACAAAUUCACUGCCUCACACCUAUGUGCUGCCUGCCUCACACUAACACCAAUUUAAAUUCUAGAUAGGUCUGAGGCCAAGCUAACACAAACCCUUGCCUGCCAUUUACAAGAAUGUGAUCACUCAGACAAAUGCCUCUCUAGGUCUCUCAAGUAAUGAUCUCUUUCCCCUUCUCUUUGUCUUUCUCUCUCUACUUUUUCAGGGUCAUGCAAAUAUUGUCAUUGAAGUGGACGUGGAGAAGAUCACAAUGUUUACAAAUCCGUACAUUGACGCCAUUAAGAGUCUAUGGAAUGACCCAGGGAUCCAGGAAUGCUACGAUCGGAAGAGGGAAUACCAGCUCUCAGACUCUGCCAAAUAGUGAGUAAAGCAGUCACCAAUACCAGCCUCCUAGUCUAGAUUGCCAAAUAGUGAGUAGACACAGAGACCAGUAAAUAACUACUCCCUAACUCUUGCCAAAUAGUUUCCACUGUGUCCAAUACCAGUUCUGUUAAGAAACAUCUCAUUCUCAUACAUAAAAGGCUGUGCAAAUUUAGGUAAGCAAUGAAGCGUUCCAAUGAACAGAUUGCUUCCUAUUGUGAUGCUCGGGUGAAAGAUUACUUAUCUUAUGACCUCUGUGUUUUUCUGAGAAGUGAUGUAAUGAGUAACAGAACUGUAAACAGAAUAAUAAUGAUAUUAACCCCAUCCCUCUCAUGCCCUUUCAGCUACCUGAAUUCACUGGACCGUAUAGCUGAGUCAUCUUAUGUGCCGACCCAGCAGGACGUGCUCAGGGUCCGGGUCCCCACCACAGGCAUCAUUGAGUACCCCUUUGACCUCCAGAGUGUGGUCUUCAGGUAAACAUCCAUAUAGCCUACUACUGUCUCCCUGUCUGGUGAACACAAGUAAUCAAGAUGAUCCUAGAAGAGGAACUGGUAUCAGAGGCACCAUUUUGACUUACUCAAAUACAAAUUGACGUUGUUCCAUGCUUUUCAAUUCAGUACUUAGUAAUGACAAUGUAAUAACUCAUCAUAACCCAUUAGAAAAAUAGUAUACUCUGUAUUCUCUAUACCUGCCUGUUAAGCGUUGCCUCUAAACCUCAUCGUGCUGCUGUUCUCAGAAUGGUGGAUGUGGGUGGCCAGAGGUCCGAGAGGCGGAAAUGGAUACACUGCUUUGAGAAUGUCACCUCCAUCAUGUUCCUGGUGGCUCUCAGUGAAUAUGACCAGGUCCUGGUAGAGUCUGAGAAUGAGGUGAGUUUGGCCAUUGCGGUUUCAACAGUCCAAAGCAUUAUGGUGCUCUUAAGAGGACAUUGCAUCAUUCCACGGCAGCCAUGUUGGAGCCUCCCGGACAAUGCUGACCAAUGACAGUCCGCUUAAUAUUGACAAUUUUAAACUGUGCUAAUCAACUGUACUGCUUGAACUCAUGAAUGGGUAGAUGGAAUGCUUAGAGGCAGAACCAUGACAUCUUACUAGAAAGUUGGCCAAACUCUCUGCCUCUUGCUAUCUCUCUAUGACUGGCUCUGGAUGGAGGUAAACUGCCUCUUCCAUCAAUCCUAUUAGCCAAUGUUCAAUCAUGUGAAAACAAAUUGGACGACCUAAGAUUAAGGUUAUCCUACCAACGGGACAUUAAAAACGGUAAUAUCUUAUGUUUCACCGAGUCAUGGCUGAACGAUGACAUGGAUAACAUACAGCUGGCGGGAUAUACGCUACAUCGGCAGGAUAGAACGGCUGACCCUGGUAAGACAAGGGGUGGCGGUCUGUGUAUAUUUGUAAACAACAGCUGGUGCAUAAAAUCUAAUACUGAGGAAGUCUCGAGGUUUUGCUCGCCGGAGGUAGAGUAUCUCAUGAUAAGCUGUAGACCACACUAUUUACUGAGAGAGUUUUCAUCUAUAAUUUUUGUAGCUGUCUAUUUACCACCGCAAACCGUUGCUGGCACUAAGAUUGCACUGAAUGAGCUGUAUAAGGCCAUAAGUAAACAGGAAAACGCUCAUCCAGAGGCAGCGCUCCUAGUGGCCGGGGACUUUAAUGCAGGGAAACUUAAAUCCGUUCUACCUAAUUUCUACCAUGUUAAAUGUGCAACCAGAGGAAAAAAAACUCUAGACCACCUUUACUCCACACACAGAGACGCGUACAAAGCUCUCCCUCGCCCUCCAUUUGGCAAAUCUGACCAUAACUCUAUCCUCCUGAUUCCUGCUUAUAAGCAAAAACUAAAGCAGGAAGCACCAGUGACUCUGUUAAUAAAAAAGUGGUCAGAUGACGCAGAUGCUAAGCUACAGGACUGUUUUGCUAGCACAGACUGGAAUAUGUUCCGGGAUUCUUCCGAUAGCAUUGAGGAGUACACCACAUCAGUCACUGGCUUCAUCAAUAAGUGCAUCGAUGACGUCGUCCCCAUAGUGACCGUACGUACCCCAACCAGAAGCAGACAGGCACAUCCGUACUGAGCUAAAGGGUAGAGCUGCCGCUUUCAAGGAGCAGGACUCUAACCCGGACACUUAUAAGAAAUCCCGCUAUGCCCUCCGACGAACCAUCAAACAGGCAAAGAGUCAAUACAGGACUAAGAUUGAAUCGUACUACACCGGCUUUGAUGCUCGUCGGAUGUGGCAGGGCUUGAAAACUAUUACAGACUACAAAGGGAAGCACAGCUGCGAGCUGACCAGUGACACAAGCCUACCAGACGAGCUAAAUCACUUCUAUGCUCGCUUCGAGGCAAGCAACACUGAAGCAUGCAUGAGAGCAUCAGCUGUUCCGGAUGACUAUGUGAUCACGCUCUCCAUAGCCGAUGUGAGUAAGACUUUUAAGCAGGUCAACAUUUACAAGGCCGCAGGGCCAGACGGAUUACCAGGACGUGUACUCCGAGCAUGCGCUGACCAACUGGCAAGGGUCUUCACUGACAUUUUCACAUGUCCCUGACUGAGUCUGUAAUACCAACAUGUUUCAAGCAGACCACCAUAGUCCCUGUGCCCAAGGACACUAAGAUAACCUGCCUAAAUGACUACCGACCCGUAGCACUCACGUCUGUAGCCAUGAAGUGCUUUGAAAGGCUGGCUCACAUCAACACCAUUAUCCCAGAAACCCUAGACCCACUCAAAUUUGCAUACCGCCCCAACAGAUCCACAGAUGAUGCAAUCUCUCUUGCACUCCACACUGCCCUUUCCCACCUGGAAAAGAGGAACACCUACGUGAGAAUGCUAUUCAUUGACUACAGCUCAGCGUUCAACACCAUAGUGCCCUAAAAGCUCAUCACUAAGCUAAGGACCCUAGGACUAAACACCUCCCUCUGCAACUGGAUCCUGGACUUCCUGACGGGCCGCCCCCAGGUGGAAAGGGUAGGUAACAACAAAUCUGCCACGCUGAUCCUCAACACGGGGGCCCCUCAGGGGUGCGUGCUCAGUCCCCUCCUGUACUCCCUCUUCACCCAUGAAAUGCAUGGCCAGGCACGACUCCAACACCAUCAUUAAGUUUGCCGACGACACAACAGUGGUAGGCCUGAUCACUGACAACGAUGAGACAGCCUAUAGGAAGGAGGUCAGAGACCUGGCCGUGUGGUGCCAGGAUAUCCACCUCUCCCUCAGCUUGAUCAAGACAAAGGAGAUGAUUGUGGACUACAGGAAAAAAAAGAGGACUGAGCAUGCCCCCAUUCUCAUCGACGGGGCUGUAGUGGAACAGGUUGAGAGCUUCAAGUUCCUUGCUGUCCACAUCACCAACAAACUAUCAUGGUCCAAACACACCAAGACAGUCGUGAAGAGGGCACGACAAAGCCUAUUCCCCCUCAGGAGACGGAAAAGAUUUGGUAUGGGUCCUCAGAUCCUCAAAACGUUAUACAGCUGCACCAUCGAGAGCAUCCUGACUGGUUGCAUCACCGUCUUGUAUGGCAACUGCUCUGCCUCCGACCGCAAGGCACUACAGAGGGUAGUGCGUACGGCCCAGUACAUCACUGGGGCCAAGCUUCCUGCUAUCCAGGACCUCUAUACCAGGCGGUGUCAGAGGAAGGACCUAAAAAUUGUCAAAGACUCCAGCCACCUGAGUCAUAGACUGUUCUCUCUGCUACCGCACGGCAAGCGGUAUCGGAGCGCCAUGUCUUGGUCCCAAAGGCUUCUUAACAGCUUCUACCCCAAGCCAUAAGACUCCUGAACAACUAAUCAUGGCAACCCGGACUAUUUGCAUUGCAUUUUUUUAUUCAUUUAUUUAUUUAAAAAACUGCAUUGUUGGUUAAGGGCUUGUAAGUAAGCAUUUCACGGUAAUGUCUACACCUGUUGUAUUCGGCGCAUGUGGCAAAUAACAUUUUAUUUUAUUUGAUCUGUUAUAGUGGAGGAAAGGAUCCACCGAGAAAGAUAAUCAACCAGUCAGUCCGAACACAGAGGCACAUUGUUCCAGCGCUAAUGUGAAUAAGCCCAAACCUGUUAUGUGAAGAUGACCCAGAUUUCCCCCCCCUCUGACAACUCCUAUAGUUGGCUAAAUGCACAUACAGAUCUGGGACCAGGCUAGAUGUUCUCUGAUAAAAAAAAUGGAGAAUACCCUUCACACUGUUUGAAGGCUUCCAAGUUUGUUUUGUAACACCUGCUACUUGAACUGGGCUUUGACCAACUCAGGGUUUGUGCUCAGUGUUCACCUGCAGGGGGAGCCCUUCAGUCACUAAUAAUUAUUGGAACACACUCAAAGCCUGGUUGUUGCACAGUAUUUGCAUCAUGCACAAUCACUGCAAAGUAAUUGUCCACACUGACUGUGUAGAACAGUGGGUCCAACAACACCUUGAUGGAAUAAGAAAAAAAUUAGUUCAAAUACCAGUAGUCUCUUUAACAUUGUGUGUGUUUAUGAUCUUUACACAGAAUCGAAUGGAGGAAAGCAAAGCAUUGUUCAGGACAAUAAUAACCUACCCGUGGUUUAAAGAUUCCUCAAUCAUACUAUUCUUGAAUAAGAUUGACUUAUUGCAGGAGAAAAUCUUGUUCUCACAUCUGGUGGAUUACUUCCCUGAAUAUGAUGGUAAGAACUCCUUCUUUUUAUGGACCUAUUGACAAAAUGAAUAGAGCCCUAUUUGCAUGGACCAGCUAAAUGUGAUCAUAAGCUACCGAUGCAAAAUGGAUUAGCAUUCAGUUAUCGUAUUACUGAUAUAGUGUAUAGAUAAAAAAUACCCUAUAUAAACCAUAUUAAUAGCAUACUCAUAAAUAAAGUAUUGUAUAUACAAUGUAGCCAUCUAACACCAUUUACAAGACCUUGCCCCUUAUCGCCUAUAAUCGAUCCUUGAAGGUGCCAUUUGUAAUGUCUUUGUCCCCUGUGGCCACAGAUGGACAUCACAAACACUUUCAAAGACCGUCCCCUUCAGUCCUGUUGGGCCAAUACCUUGUUCCAUUAACCGGAAAUGAAACAAUAUUUAAUAUGUAUCGCUUUAGACUGAUAUAACAAUAAAAAAGCAUCUGCCAUGAUUUCAUGAAUCAUAACUAAUCGUAUCUCCUCCUCUCAGGACCCCAGCGGGACCCACAGGCAGGAAGAGAAUUCAUCUUGAAGAUGUUUGUGGACCUGAAUCCAGAUAGCGAUAAAGUCAUCUAUUCCCACUUCACCUGCGCCACCGACACGGAGAACAUUCGCUUUGUCUUCGCCGCUGUGAAAGACUUCAUCCUGCAGCUGAAUCUGAAGGAGUACAACCUGGUUUAG